AUGCUUACAAAGCAUCCAUCCAAAAUUGAUGAAAAACAUUCAAUUGCAGAAUUAAAUAUCUUAGAAGUUCCUAGCAUUUUCGAUGUACAUAAUUUCAAAUAUCAGCUCAAUUCUUGGUAUUAUUGUGAUGCAUCAUUCAGCCAAUCAAUUGAUCAAGCAAUGGAUAAACAUGUACGACAAGUCACACUUCGAACUGUGUUUCUUGAAGAUUCUAUAACGGUUAACUUUGAAACAUUUUCAUUUAUCAAUGAAACUUCGACUGUUGAGGGAUUUAUUCGAUGGCUACCGAAAUUUGUCACAGUCGAUCCUAAAACAAAACGCAUAACUUCCAUCAAUAAUUUUCAAGCCAUAACAUUAAAAAUGUAUCCUGUAGUACUAACAACUAGCAUUUUGAAAGAGGCAUCCGAUGCAUAUCAAUCCCGACAAACUACUGUUGCUUUUGAGGAUGAUACACACAUUGAAUCAGCAGAUGAUCACGAGCAAGGAAUACAAGCUGACUUUAUUGAUGAUGAAAAUAAUGAAAAUGAGAACGUCAAUUCAAUUUAUCGACCAUCAUUAACAGCUGGCCAAAUGAAGAAAGAUGAAAAAGAUGAUGAUGAAGAAAACGAUAUAAAUGAGAUAAUGGAUGAUGUACGUCCAAGUACAGCUGGUACCAAUCGACAAUUGGCGGAAAAUGAAGUUACUGACAAGCACCAUGAGCUUGAUGUGAUGAAGGCUGAAAUCAAACAACACCAAAAACAGCUUGAAGAACUACAGUCCAAACUCAAUGCAAAAAAAUCGCUAACAAGUAACGAAGAGAAGAACAUUAAUUUGAUACAAACAAUUUUAGGAGUUGAGGGCGAACCUUCUCAAGAACUCUUAACUAGUCGAAAGGAAUGUGCCAAAUUUCAAGAACAAUUAGAGCUACGACAAAUCGAACUUGACAAUCUUCGAAUGAAACAAAACAAUUUUGAACAAGAAUUGAAGAAUGCACGGAUCAAACUGAAUAAUAUUAAUCAUUUGGAAAAUCUUAAGAAACAAGCUCUCAUUGAUUUAGUCUCAAUCGAAUACAACUUUGUUGUAAAAGAUUAUACACCUAUCCAACAAAAGGUCGUCUCAGAUUAUCUCAAAUCACUUAAAUAUCCAGAUAAAAAUGAACUAAAAGAUAAUCUUAUAACUAUUGAUGAUCUUAGUAAUCAAUGUAAGGAUGGUCAUUAUUUAUGGCGUCUUAAAGCUUAUCCAAUGCAUCACGACGAGAUGGAGAAUAUUCAAAAACGAUUAGAAAAACUAAUAUAUACAACUCAAUCGCAACAAGAGUAUCACAAUCGCGUUUCAAAGAGACUUGUACGAAAUUUUCUCGACAAAUGUAUUAAACCGGUUGAGUAUCAUAGCGUAAGACCAAUCAGUACAAGAGAUAAUUGGAAAAUAUUUUCUGAUUAUCUUAUUAAAUUAAUUAAUGAUGAACGUGAAAAACUAAGCCAAAUUUUUAUUGAACGUAUUCAUAAAAAAUGUAAAUCACUGGUUGAUUUAUCUAUAAAAAAUGUCCAUAACUGGCAACGACAAUUAUAUGAUGAUACAAAUGAUUUUAUUAAACAAUAUUCAGUACUGAACUCAAUUGAGCAGAUGAAGCAAAAGACCUUUCAACAUUUUGUAGAAGAUGCUAAGAUGAAAUCAAAUCAGUCUGUUGGACCAGUGAAAAUCGAAAGAAAAUCAGUCGAUGUUCGUGAUCGGCAUUUAUUGAAACUUCAACAACAGUUCGAAUCACAGUCUCAAUAUGCAGGUCAUGAAUUUAAACAUUUUAAUUUGAUUCCAUCUUUACUUGAACGUGUGCAUAUCUAUUGUCGGUGUUUUCAACUAAGUUUGCCCUUGUUUGAUUCAUCUUUUAAUCUGCUCGAUAACAUUGAACGAAACACUGUUGUAGCCAUAUCAACUGGAACAGGUUCAGGAAAAUCGACACUUAUGCCUGCAUUACUUGCCGCUGAUAACUAUGAUAAGAUCUUCGUAACACAACCACGUCGUUUACCUUGCAAUUUACUAUCGUCACGUGUCAAUUCUUGCAUCACAUCAAUCAGUGGAUGGGCUGUAUCAGGUUCACGAUCAACUAGUGCAACUCAUAGUCCUAUACUCUAUCUUACAGAUGGAUUACUCAAAGAAUAUCUAUUAUACCGAGAAAAUGAUAUACUCCGUCAAGCUAACAGAGCCCACCGAGGGAUUAUAUUUUUUGUAGAUGAAGUGCACGAGCGUUCAAUCAAUAUUGAUCUAUGUUUGGCACUUCUUGCUCGACUUCUCACUGUUCAUCCAGAUAUACAAACAAAGGUGAAAAUAAUUAUUUCAUCGGCUACACUCGGUCCGGAUGUUUCAACUUUAUUUCAUCGGUUUCGAUUUCAUCAAGAAACACUCGUCACUCGUGAACUGCAUACUAUUAAAAUUAAAAGUUCUGAUGAGAAUAUGUUCGAUCUAAUACAUCGACUUACGGAAGACUGUAGUCGUAGCGAUCAGAUUCUAUGUUUUGUUAAAUCAACACUUGAUGUCAAUCAAUCAAUAAAACUUCUUAGAUCUAUCAAAAAGCGGAGUUCAAGUCCCUUGGUACAAUCACAAUCAGCUGCAGAACAAGAGCGGCUCAUUCAAACUAAACAAAUCUUUUUUUCGACAACCGUGGCUGAAACUUCACUUACAUUUCCUAGUUUGAAGUAUGUAGUUGACACUGGUGUAAUCAAUAUGCCUGUAUAUGAUGCCACGGAAGAUUCAACUGUACUUCGUGAGAUUCCAGCUGCUGAGUCAACAAUAAAACAACGGCAAGGUCGUUUAGGUCGUACUCAAGGUGGUGAAUAUUUUUCUUUGUAUAAACAUGAUCCAGCGGAUAAGAAAUAUCCUACACCACAAAUCUGCCAAUCCGAAUUAAGUAAUAUUGAAUUUUCACUUCGACGUUCACCAUUAAAGCAAGGGCUUAAUUAUUUGAAACAAUGGCUUCCAAAUCCACCUAAUGAUCAAGUUAUAGAACUUGCUAUUAAACGUCUUCAGAACCUUGAUAUUCUUGAUAAAACUGGAAUGUUCACAGCAAUUGGAUUGAAUAUGGCACAAUUACCAGAUUUCGGUUCUCUUGCAAUAUCAAAAGCGGUAUUAGCUGGCUUACAAACAUUUAAUUGCGGACGUGAUCUAAUUCGACUAGCUUCUAUUUUGGGUGUUCUUAACACAUCAUCAAUUCUACAGUCUAUUCCAUCACAAUUUAAACGAGCUGAAGGUGAUUUUAUGACACUACUAACCAUUAUGGACGCUAUAUUAGCUCAAAAACGAAUUGUACCACCGCAUAUUUUCGAUAUCAAUAUUGUAUGCAAAGAUUUGAAUCUAACUUCAAUUAGUCAUAUUUUAAAACGGGCUCUCUUACGAAACACAUCGUUUGAAUCAUUUUUCAAUCAUUCAUUAGAAUAUCGUGUUGCAUCUCAAAUAUCAUCAAAUGAUUGGUGUUCUAUUGCAAAAUCACUUUUGGUUGGUUUCUUCGAUAAUGUUUAUUUAUCCCAAGCAGAAUUACAAGGAAAGUCACAUUCUUUUUAUCGUUAUAAUAUUUAUCCAGUACGAAAAAAUCAACAAGAGAUUGCUGUAAUUGAUAGAUCUUCAACUUUAGCUCGUUCAGUCAAAUCAAUUCCUGUAUCAUUAAUACUUGUACGUGACAUUCAUUGUUCUACAGCUGUACGAGCCACAUCUAUUCUCUCAUUUAUUGGAGAAAUCCAAGCCGAAUGGAUUAAUAAUUCACUUCAACGAGAAUUUAACAUAACCAGUUCCGAAAAACAAAAGUUUGAACAUGAAAUUAAAUCGAAUUCCACAUUUCAAUCAUUAUCAAAAAAUAUUCAUAUUCAAUUGAAUGAUAAAAAAAUAUUACUGAGUGGUAUUGCCGGCGAAGUUCUCAUUACUGAACUAUACAUACGUAAACAUUUAAUAUCUAAAAAUAAGACAUCACUGUUAUUGGAUAGUGAAACACGCGAAGGUCUCAAACGUAACGUUGCCAAUCUCGUUAACACUUUGCAUAUUUUUCAUCCAAUGAUAUGGCGAUGGAACGCAGAAAAACAAGUAAUUAUAACCUUUCGUAAAGUAGGAAAUGGAUGUGAAGUUAUAAUAGAAGCACGUGAGCAAGAAUUUACAAGCGUUCGAAAAGAACUUGAUUGUUUUAUUGGUUGGCUGAAAGAUUGUGUAGUUUUACAUCUAUAUUCGGGAAUUUCACCACGUCAACUUAAAUCACGUUCACCUACGAUUGAAGAACGUAUUGCUCGUCUUACUGAUAUAAAAUUAACAUCUGCAGAUCUAUGGUCAAGUAUUCGUGGACCACAAGCAACACGUGAAUCACGUAUGGAAGUUGUUGCAUGGAUAGCUAUAUGCAGAUUUUAUUGUAAACUCGAGGGUGGUUUUGUUCGUGAUUGGGUUAUCGAUAAUAAACGAGCACGACCUGCUAAUACUAAUCCUUCUACAUGGAUACACAUAGGAUAUAAUAAACUGCCAUAUUUAGAUCCAUUUGUUAUACCUUCUGAUCUUGAUUGUCAUUUACCAUUAGAUAGAUAUUUUGAUAUUGAACGAUUUCUUGAUGAAAUUUAUAAGUUUGAAAUUGAAACGAAAGUAUUUCGUCAGGAUUGGCGAUAUGUUCUUCUUUUUGAUGAACAUUAUCCAACGGGUCCUUUUACAAUGGAUCUAAUUGAACCACAUGUAGCACUUACACAUAAUCGAAUUGAUUUUGAUGUAAAUAACUUAUAUGUCGAACGAGAUCAUACUAAAGAUCUUGGUCAACGUGUUGAUCUACAUGAACCACCCUGUUCAAUUGAUCUUGAACAGACUGUUGAAAAUAUUCAGAAAAAAUAUUUUCGCGUUCUUCGUGAUGUUGACCAACUUAUUCAAAGUCGUAUUGACAAAAUGAUUAAACGUGGAUGGACACAACAUGGAGAAACAUUAUCAUUUAUUCCAGCACCAUCUAAGAAGGAUACAUUUGUUGAAGCUGAUUUACCUUCUGAAACAUCACGUUAUCAAAAAAUUGUUGAAGACUUUAAGAACAUUGUAAAUGCGCGAAUUAUUCAGAUUACACAACUGCGUAAUCCUGAUUUAGAAAAUGCCUAUGAAGCCAAUAAAAGACUCAUUGCUAAUGAAUGUCCUAGCAAAGAUCCUAAUGAAUGCUUUUUAUAUCAUGGCACAGGAAUAGAUAAUGCAAAAAGUAUUAUGGAAAAGGGUUAUGACAAUAGAUAUUUUUCUACUUUUGGUCUUUAUGGUCGCGGAGCGUAUUUUGCUGAUAAUCCGGCUAAAUCACACGAUUACACAAAACUGAGUAAUUACAGUGGCACAUCGCGAAUUAUAUUCUACAACAAAGUUGUUUUAGGCAUUCCAGAAAUAUUGAAUACUACCGAUACUACACGAAUGGCAGCAAAAGUUGAUCAUCAUUCAGUACAAGGUACUGCUAAUCCAAUGACAGAAUAUAUCGUGUAUACUAAUGCUCAAGCCUUACCUUUUCUUAAAAUCACAUAUGAUACCGGCUCAUAA
This is a messenger RNA of Rotaria sordida, 5493 nucleotides long. The record is from the annotation of a GenBank genome assembly. Lineage: Eukaryota; Metazoa; Rotifera; Eurotatoria; Philodinida; Philodinidae.